Molecule: messenger RNA, 1654 nt
Organism: Cheilinus undulatus (humphead wrasse)
Lineage: Eukaryota; Metazoa; Chordata; Actinopteri; Labriformes; Labridae
Gene: plin2
Product: perilipin 2
Exons: 8
Coding region: 61-1383 (440 amino acids)
Biological process (GO): positive regulation of triglyceride storage; lipid storage
Cellular component (GO): cytosol; lipid droplet
Source: RefSeq, a predicted model, not a curated record
UCAGUCGGCUCGUUUCAGAAAGUGGACAGGCAAAUUCCUAUUGGUUUUGAUUGAACAGACAUGGCAGCAGCUGUGGUUAUCCCAAAUCAGAAUGUGGUGGAGAGGGUAAGCAGCCUCCCUUUGGUGAGCUCCACCUAUGGCCUGGUGUCCAGCGUGUACUGCAACACCAAGGGCACCCACCCUUACAUCAAGACUGUGUGUGAGGCUGCUGAGCAAGGCGUCCGCAACAUCACCUCUGUGGUCGUCACCACAGCUUCACCCAUCAUUUACAAGCUGGAGCCUCAAAUUGCCAUUGCUAAUGACCUUGCUUGUAAGGGUUUGGACAAGAUUGAGAAAACCCUGCCAAUUCUUCACCAGCCAUCUGAGCAGAUUGUGUCCAGUGCUAAGGGUGUGGUAACCAAUGCUAAAGAUGCUGUGACGGGCAAAGUGUCCGAUGCUAAGGACUCCGUUUCAGACACUCUGACUAGUGCUGUGGAAAAGACCCGGGGUGCAGUGCACAACGGGAUGGAGAAGACCAGGGCUGUUGUCAGUGGGAGUAUGAUCACAGUGCUGGAAAGCAGAGUGGUCCAGCUGGUCAGCAGCGGAGUGGACACUGCCCUCAGUACCUCUGAGAACCUGGUGGAGCAGUAUCUGCCCCUGACAGAGGACGAGCUAGAGAUGGAGGCAAAAAACGUGGUUGGCUUCGACAACAAGGAGACCAGCUACUAUGUCCGUCUUGGUUCGCUCUCCGCCAAACUCAGGAAGCGGGCAUACAACCGGGCCAUGGCCAGGAUACAAGAUGGCAAGCAGAGAAGCAGGAAAUUUAUUGCUGAGCUUAAUGCUACUGUUGAUCUAAUUCAGUAUGGCAGAAAGAAUAUUGACGGGGCGAACCAGAUGGUUAAUGAAAAGCUAAGCUCCCUCAUGGGGUGGAAGUCCAGUGAUUCAAACCAGGAUGGUCACGAGGCAGAGCUAAUUGAGUCUCGCACCCUGGCCCUGGCUCACUCCCUCACCGUGCAGCUCCAGACCACCUGUGUGGGCCUCGUCUCCAGCCUCCAGGGCCUCCCCAAACACAUCCAGCAGGAGGCGCUCUCCCUCAGCCGUUCCGCCACACAUGUCUACAGCAGUUUCAGCAAAGCCAAGGUGCUGGGAGACCUCCCUGACAGCGUUCUGACCGGCAGCAAAGUCCACUUGAGCAAGAUGAAAAACUCCCUGGACAACGUCAUGGAUUAUCUGGUCAACAACACGCCGCUCAACUGGCUGGUCGGUCCCUUUUACCCUCGCAUAGAGUCAGCGCCAAGUUCAAGCUGCACGCAAGCUACGCCCUCCAGCUCUCCCUCGAAUCAGACGCAGAGAGAGGAGCCCAUGGAAGUCGAGAUGCAGUCUCUUCAUUCAGAGCAGCAGUAGUCCACUACAGCUUUGUUUCUAUUUUACUAACAAAUCCUGUUAUUUUUCUAGCAAAUUUACACUUUUUUUAAGAUAAUGUGGAGCGCAUGGUGACGUCAAACUUGAAUAGCUCUAUCUUAAACUUGCUUUUUUAUACAUUUUUUAACUUUAAAUCUUGACGUCAUCUCCUUAAACAGAAAUUUGUCAACUUUGUUCACAAUCUUACAAUAGACACUUUACUGCUGAAGUUCUAUCAUGCUCCCUUUUCAAAAUAAACUCACCUGGAAUUAAA